This is a messenger RNA of Cyphellophora europaea CBS 101466, 4572 nucleotides long. RefSeq lists its product as uncharacterized. The coding region runs from base 1 to 4572 and encodes 1523 amino acids. Gene Ontology annotation, biological process: RNA export from nucleus; protein import into nucleus. The transcript has a single exon. The record is from RefSeq and is a predicted model, not a curated record. Gene Ontology annotation, molecular function: protein binding; structural constituent of nuclear pore. Gene Ontology annotation, cellular component: nuclear pore. Lineage: Eukaryota; Fungi; Ascomycota; Eurotiomycetes; Chaetothyriales; Cyphellophoraceae.
AUGGCAUUCAGCCACUCUACUACAGUGCAAAAUGUUGGCGCAGAGUCGGUAGCGAAGGAAGGCAAAGAGUUCUUAGAAAUUCUAACCGACGAGCUAGGGCUGCCGGGUGUUAAUGGCGACGUCAAGCUGAGGCUGCUCUCUCGGCCGUGGCCAGCGGACAACUUGCCGCCUACGACAGCGUCUCUACUCGGAGUAGCCUCUCAAAAAGGUCUGGUUGCGGCUGCCGGUCCGGAUGAGCUGGUGAUCACAUCCACCGACAAGAUUCGUAGCCACUUUCUUGACACCUUCGACAAGUCCAAGAACGAAUCUCCAAUUCGUGAUUUCGAGCCCAACACUCGAAUAUCACGAUCAAGGCUCGCACAUGUGGCUUUCACUGCUGAUGAGAACAUUCUCCUCGUGUCGGCUCAAGAGGGCGGAGGCAUCGAUGCAUACAGGGUACAGGAUCUCGAUAAUGCGCAAGCGACGCCAGCGUUGCAAAUCUCGACAGAAGGGAAAGCUUUACGAGCCCUUAUCCCCAAUCCUGCACCCGAUGCGAGCGCAUUGGUCGCCGCAGUAACCACGGACGGGGAAUUGUUGCUUGCUGAUCUGAGGGAAGGUGCCAUCCGCCCGGGGACAAAAGGUCCCGUAUUGCAAGACCGUGUCAGCUGCGUCUCAUGGAGCAACAAGGGCAAGCAAAUUGUUGCAGGGUUGGCUGAUGGCUCUGCCGUGCAGCUGAAGCCAGAUGGGUCAACAGUCGCAGUCAUUCCGAGGGCCACCUCCAGCGCCGACGGAAGCUUCGUCACCGCCAUCUCCUGGCUACAAAACGAUACCUUUCUCAUAAUCUACUCGCCGCAGGGUACAGAAGGUCCAGCGCCACCCACCGAAUUCUUCAUCGUAGAUCGAGAGCCGAAGACUGCGAAUUUCACCUACAACAAGCUUCCAGAAGCGGUCGCUCUUUUUGGAAAGGAUCGCUUGCCCACUCACUUCUACCUGAAUCGCUUGCGAGAUUUCCCUCCUCAUCUCAAAGAACUGAUCGUUGUAUCUGCAACCAGCAGUGGCGAUGUCGGACUAAUAUCCAAAUCCGACAAGCCGUUGUCUCACGACAAUGUGAGCCCGAACGAUUAUUCCAUGACUGCGAUCGCCGACGACAGCCGGCGGGCUGCACUUCCCCUGUCCGUUGAGCAGUCAGACACAUCUCCCAUAGGCAUGGCUCUUGAUCUAUCAAGCAAAGAACCUGUCAUGAACCCAAUACCAACCGAGAUCGAUAUCAUUGAGUCACCCAAUCCAGUACCUCAGCUGCUCGUACUCAAUGAUGAGGGCAUCCUGUCGUCAUGGUGGAUCGUGUAUCACGACUCCGUGAAGGAGAAGACUCUUUACCCCGGCAUGGAUGAGUCUGCUCCAGUUGCUCAAAGCACUGCUUCCCCGCCUCCCACGGCUACUUCUCAAUCGCAGGCUCAAGCGAACCGGCCCGCGAGCACAUUUGCAGCUCCGGCUUCUACAUUCGGGCAACCCAGCUUUGGAACCACGCCAGCUGCCACGAAACCGACGGCUACAGGCUUUGGCACAGGCACUGGGUUUGGAUCUUCUUCGGGAAACGUCAAUGGCGGUGCUGCCGAGAGUUCGUUCGGGAAGCCGUCAACCAUCGGUGGUGGAAGCUCGUCUUGGACCUCUACCGGCUUUGGCAGCGCUUCCAACAGUCAAGGUGGAGCAUCAGGGUUCGGUCAGCCAGCAUUUGGCUCAGCAUCUACCAUUGCUGGCGGUAGUAGUUCGGGUUUUGGAGCCCCAAGCGCGCUUGGAAAGCCUGCAUUCGGUCACGCAGCCGGCGCGCCUGCUUUUGGUAAUUCUGGCUUUGGCACCAAGGCUGCUGGAUUCGGAACAGCUCCUACAUCGUCAAGCCCGUUCGGUGGUGCGAGUGGCUCCGGCACCUCAGGGUUUGCAUCCUUCUCAAAGGCCGGAGGCUUUGGUACGCUCCGUGCAAAGGAGGCCGAGAAGCCAGCCAGCCCUUUCGGCCAGGCCUCUGGAGGUGGCUUUGGUGGUUUUGGGGGGCAAAAGGAUGAAAAGACGAGCAGUCCUUUUGCCCAGACAUCUAGCAAUAACGGUUCGGCCUUCGGCAAGCCCACAACGUUUGCGAGCGGCUCAAGCGGUGCAUUCGGAGGCUUUGGAGGCGCGGUCUCCCAAUCUGCAACCCAGUCAUUUGGCAAAGCAGGAGGUUUCACGCUUGGCUCCUCGUUCAAGGGCGAUGGCUCGGCCAAAGAUGAUCUGCCGAAACCUACGAACGCUGGAGGCGGCUUCGGCUUCGGCAGUAGCCUGGAUGACAUGCUGGGUGACUCCCAAAAGGUGACAUCGCCCACACAUGACAAGGAGGAAGAGAUGUCCGAGGGUAUCGCCAGUGACAAGUCGGAACCACCGGCGGAGAAGCCAUCCACGACACUGCCAUCCUUUGGGCAGAGAGAGCCGCCAAAGACCCUGGUCACGCCACCCUCAAGUAUUGGCCAGCCCAAAGCCACUCCAGCCCCGCCUGUGUCGAAUCUCUUUGGGGCGCCGACUACUCAAAGUACGACCCCACAGCCUCCUCCUCCAUCGUCCACAGGCUGGAGCUUCGGUAACGUGCCGUCAACGACUCCCAAGGAACCCCCAACGGCCCCACCCUCAACAACUCCUAAAGAAACACCCGCUCCUCAGUCCAUCUUUGGUCAAAAGCCACAUUCAGGGCCAGUGCCCUUCAAUGCCAACAAGGAGAAAGUGGACGGAGUAACUGCAAUCAAACAGGAAGAAGCUAGUGAUGACGAGUCGGUUGACUUGAACCAGAUUCCCCAGGCUCCCCUCCCGCCGGAUACGGUUUCUAAACCACGGUAUGUCUCCGGCGACACUUCGGCUUCCUCAUCUAACUCUAGAAGCACUCAAAGCACUGAUGAUGCUCCUCUCCCUCCGCCAUGGGUCCCUGCGAAUAAGUCUACCAAUGAGCCGCCCGAACUUCCAAGCGAAGAAGAGGAUGAACUGUCUGGCUUUGAAGGUAGUGAAGAAGAUGGCGAAGAAAAUGCCAGCAGUGCUGAUGAACAACAAGGUGAAGAGCAGAGUGACCAGUUGCAGACCUCGCCCGAGAGUUCGUUCAAGGGCGGAGAACACAGUACUGAGGCUAGCCCAACUGGUGGCGUCUUUACCAAGGUUACAAACGUACCGCAGAAGCCACGACCGCUGUUCGGCGAGGUUGGAACGACAGGGCCAAUAUUACCUCCCCCCAAGCCACAGCAGAGUCCGCGAUCACCGAGCCCAGUACGCCAACUUCUCUCGGCGGACAGACUUAACUCUGAGGCAGCUCGGUCCGUAAGUGCUCCGGCACAUCCUCGAUCAGUUAUCGACCAGCGUAAGAACGAGUACCUACAGUCCGGUCUCGCGAGGCAGUCUGCAGAAGCUCAACAACAGGAGUUGGCGAGGCAGAAACAGCAACAGGAACAGCUGGCUCGAAACAGACAACAGGCUGAAAAAUUGCAGCUUCAAGAGUUGAAAGAUGACGAAGACGAGCAACUGCGGAAUGAGUUGCAAGCCCCCAUCCAAGCAGCUGAAACUCUUGACGAUUUCCUGACUUACCAGGCGAAGGCUCCAGAAGAGGGCGCCAAAUCAGGUGUACCGGCGCAGAUCGAGAGACUCUACCGAGACAUCAAUUCCAUGGUCGACACGCUUGGUAUUAACUCGAGAUCCCUAGCCGCGUACAUGAAAUAUCAGCAGGAGCAAGAGCCGAGUAGCAACUGGCCCGACAUACUCGAGUCGGAGACCCCUGCCGAUACAUUGAAUGACGAGUGGUUUCUAGGUGAUAUUCCACGACUCCGUGAAGGGAUAGCGGUGCUUGAUCGGUGCGUUCAGGAGGCGCAGAUCCAAGACGUUGAAGGCAAACUGCAGAGCUGCCAGAAGUUGCUCUCUGAAGACGUUACAGACCUACGCACCAAGCUCGGUUCGAUCAGGAAGACCCUGAACGCCAGGACAAAUCCCGACGCGACUUUGGCGGCGCCUUUGUCCGCUGAGCAAGCUUCAGUCCAGCAUGAUUUACGCAAAUGUUCAGUGUCCGUGCAGAGCAAGCUUGUACAGGUCGAGAAUGCACUUGCCGUGCUACGAGCCAAGGUUGCAGAGAUUGCGCCGGCCGAGAACGGGAGAAACUCAAGUCUUUUUGGAGGAUCAGGCGGCCAAAAGAAGCCGACUGUGGAGGCAGUUACCAAUACUGUAUUGAAGAUGACGAAGAUGGCGGAGCAGAAGAGCUCGGACAUUGAUAUGCUCGAAUCGCAAUUGCGAAAGUUGGAAGUCAAGGGCGUGCUGACUAUGUCCAGCCAUGGAACACCAAAUGGUACGCCCAAACAACGGCAGUCAAUGAGGCCAAACACUCCAGGGAGCACGAGCAGCAUCUAUCACACCCCGGGCUCGAAAUUCGCCGGGAGCACGAGGUCAACCCCAGGUCGCUUGGGCGUGAAUGGUGGUCGGCCAGUGAUAUCAACAGACGACAAGGAGAAAUGGCAAGCCAAAGCUCGGCGAAAGAAGGAGGUUGCGAAUAUGCUCAAGGCAGUCCUAGAGCAGCGAAAGGCGCCUGGCAAUGUGAAGGCUUGA